AUGGCAAAAACAAGAAAGAAAUCGCGAGUAGCAGAGCAGGUUCCCGACAAGUGGUUCAUGGACCAGCUCGAGCACUUGAAGACGUUCCUGCAAGACAACCAUGGAAAGAAGCCUACCAUCGAUACAGAUCCAGCCUUGUGUCAAUGGCUCAUGAAGCAGAAGGUGUCCAGCAAAUUGUCAACUUACCCAUCCUGGAAGGUCUCCCUCUUGGCAAAGCUGAACGUGGGAAUAGCGGCUCCAAAAGAGUCGACUACAAGUCAGAACAAGGUUCCAAAGUCGCCACCAAAAGAAAAAGAGCAAGAUCAGGAACCUCCGCCAAAGAAGGACAAGGAGGAACUUUCCCAAACUCGAUUUCAGCAGAAACAGAAAGAAAAAAAGAAAAAGGAGCUUCAAGAGCAGAAAGGACAGCAGGAGCUCCAAAAGGAGCAGAAAAAGCGACAACAACAGGAGAAUAAGCAAGAAGAUCCACCAAAGAAACAAAAGGAGGAACUUUCACAAACUCGAUUUCAGCAGAAGCAGAAAGAAAAACAGAAGCAAGAGCUUCUAAGGAAAGAGAAAGAGGCACAGGAGCUCCAGAAAGAGCAGGAGAAAGAUGCACUGAGCAAACCAAAACCACUUGAUGAUAAUCCCCUCCCUGGUCUAGCAAGAGCACGGCUUCUUGCAAAAAUCACCACUGGAAAAGACGACAGAGCGUGGGAGGAAAAUUAUUUCGCUCUGCAGGACUUUCUGUUGAAUCAUGGAAUUGCUCCUAGCAUAGGGUCCAACAAGAAAUUGACAUCUUGGAUUGAGCGACAACGCUAUGGAUACAAGAAGUAUCCAGAUGACGUACGAUGGCCUCGCAGGAUUGAUAUGAUGUCCAAGCUUGGUUUUAAUAUCACAAAGAAGGGAACAGAACCGGGUGCCUCCUCCUGGAACAAACGAGACGGAAAAUGGUUCUCCACCUAUGUAGAGUUCAAGAGCUUUAUGGAGGCCAACAGUGGCGCAAUGCCAACCGAGAAGUCGAAUGCCAAACUAGCUGGAUGGAUAGCACAACAACACACAAAGUAUCUGCAAAAUCGCGAGGAUCCCAUCUGGGAACACAGGGUAGACCUGUUGGGCAAGCUUGGUUUCAGUAUUACACGACAAGCAGCUGCGUUGGAGAGCAUACCCACAGUGGCGCCUUCACCUCCAUCAUCACCAAAACCGGAAGCAAUGCCGGCUCCAGGGAAAAAGCGAAAAGCAGCAUCCAAAUCCAAGGACUCUGCUGGUAGCGCACCAAAAAAGAAGUCAUCCGCAGACACGCAAGCCUCGGAAGCAGAAGCAAAGGCAAAACCGGAAACAAAGGAAGCCAAAGCAGAAAAGGCCAAGGUGAAGAAAGCAAAACACACCACAGCCCAGGAAUCAAAACCUACUGCAGCCAAGAAGAGAAAAAUACCUCCAGCUAAAGACCCACAAUCUCCUCUGGCCAAAAAGGCGAAAACAGCGCCGUCCAACGAAACCAAAUCGGCUUCAGAGAAGAAACCAAAGUCAGCUCCUGCAAAGAAGCCAAAAUCUUCAUCAACCACGGAUUCCACUAUUAGCGCGACAACGCCAUCAGAGACAGAUACAGAAGACGAGAAAGCACAGAAACAAACUGAAAGCGCAAAACCGAAAGCAAAGAAGGCGUUGGCCAAGAAGGCAGAUAGAGACGCCACAGAAACGAAGGCGAAAGCACAGAAGCAAACUGAAACUUCGAAAGCAAAAACCAAAAAGGCCCAGGGGAAGAAGGAGGUUACUGACUCCGCAGAUGCGAAAGCACAGAAGCAGACGGAAGGUACAAAAGCCAAAAAGGCAGAUGCCGAUUCCAAAGCUAAAUCACAGACACAGACACACGCAAAGGAUAAGGCACAGGGAAAGAAAACAGGCGUCGCAUUGGAUUACGGUACGAAGGAUUCAACACCCGAUAGUACGAGUAAAGCAGCAAACCACUCCGAAGCACAAACUGCAACGGGCCAAAACCAGGAUGCCCACGACAUCAAAUGGGCUGAGAAUUUCGCUGCUUUCGAGGCCUUUUUGAAGGCAAACAAAGGGAACAGGCCGACUCAGAAGACAAACAAAAAGUUGUCUGCGUGGCUACAGAACCAAAGGACGCUGUACCAUAUAAAUGCGGGCACUCCCCGAUGGGUUAGCAGAGCGAAGAUGAUGAGUACACUUGGCAUUGACAUUACAACGAAAGGGGGCUUCACCUUCGCAGCAUCGUUGACAACAUCUACGAAAUCUGAUGUAUCGGAACACAAGGCUGCAACAAAAGUGUCAACCGCGUCGGCGACGAAACCAGCAGCAACGACAGCACCGGCCACGGCCAAGACCAAAAAACUGGAUGAUAGUAAAUGGGAGGGCCGGUUCGAGGCUUUCAAAGCUUUCAUGCUGGCCAACAACGGAGCACGGCCAACCAAGAAGACGGAUCCCAAAAUGUGCAAAUGGCUUGAGAACCAAAGAAUAUCGUACCGACUGCACCCAGACAGCCCAUUGUGGGCUCCCAGACGCGAGAUGAUGAGCUCACUGGGUAUUGACUUGACACUCACUCGAGGCCAUCCCUCCCGUUCUCCAUCCACAUGGUCCGAGGACUUCACGGAGUUGAAAGCCUUCGUUAAAAGUCAUCGUGGGAAUCUGCCCAACAAGGAAACGAAUGCUAAGUUGGCCAACUGGGUAACGAUUCAAAGGCAGAGUUAUCUUAAGACCCCGAAUGAUGGCGACUGGAACUGGAAGAUUAAAAAGCUCUUCAAACUGGGCAUAGACGUGACGGAAGGCGCACCUCAUCCACUUGUCGAACAGGGCACGAAGACCGACCAGCGGCCUUCGCGAAAGAAGCGUGCUGCUGUCAAACUAAAGGCAGCUGAAAAACACCAGCAGGGGAGUAACAAUUACGCUGUGGAAGAUCGCGAAUCUGAACAAGAGAAAGCAGCCAGUUACGCAGCUUGGGUAGGCGAGCUGACGGCUCUUCAAAUGUUUAUGGGAGAGAGCCGAGGGGCCCUGCCGACUGUUCAAGCGAAUCCAAGGCUGGCCAGUUGGAUCCAAGCUCAGCAUGACAACUAUCAAAGAGCACCAGACGAUCUCAGUUGGGCUUGGAAAAAGCCAUUGUUGGCCAACUUGGGCAUCGACAUCACACUUGAUUUCUUGCCGGCCAAUCUUGGUGAUCGUCCGCAGGAGUCUCAUCAAUGCGCGCCGCAAAACGAAACGAAUGAGGCGCACGAGCCCUUUGAGAAUACCCACUUCCAACAGGAGGAUGCUGGAGCGCAGCUGCCCAAUGAUCCCACAAUGAACGCUUCGCUGACAGACGACCUUUUGGAGGGAGCACCUGAGUUGCCUUCUGUCGAAGACGAUGGACAGCUUUUCGGCAUUAUGGAGCACGGACAACCGGAUGUUUUUGAUGAGGAGGGACACACUGAUGCGCCUAUUCAGAUGGGAGGAGACCAUUCGCAAUCUUGUGAGAUUCCAACGGAUAUCCUCGAUGAGAUUCUGGAAGAGUCACCGGACGGUUUCAUUGCUCGCGACAUAUUCCCCACCGAUUCGUCGGAAUAUGCCGAUAUAACCGCCGAAAAGCCAAUUGCAGAGCCCGCAGCGAACCCAUGCGGACAGGGACAAGACCAAGCUCUACAAAACGUGCAAACGUUACCUGCCACCAAGGCGGUGGCUUUCACGACACUUCCUCCACUGACGGCAGUUGUGACUCCUCCUAUUACACCAGGUCCUGUGGAACAGAUGGCCCCGUGUACGACUGGCAAAUUGCUCGGAAAGAGACGGGCAUCGGAUUCAGACAAAAUGCAGGCCUCCAGGGGGGGCAUGGUCCAAGUAUUGCCUGCACAGAAGACCUCAAAGAGUGCCUUCGAGAGUGCCACCUGCAGCAUGAGCAUGAAGGCACCAACACCAGGAAUGACAAUGAGUUCGAAGAGGAGGAGAAUGUACAGAAUCCUUCGUCGAUCAGCUCAUCUCCACUAG
Molecule: messenger RNA, 3957 nt
Organism: Seminavis robusta
Lineage: Eukaryota; Bacillariophyta; Bacillariophyceae; Naviculales; Naviculaceae
Source: the annotation of a GenBank genome assembly